Volvox carteri f. nagariensis is the source of this 1015-nucleotide messenger RNA. RefSeq lists its product as uncharacterized. Lineage: Eukaryota; Viridiplantae; Chlorophyta; Chlorophyceae; Chlamydomonadales; Volvocaceae. The annotation marks the transcript as partial. The transcript has 4 exons. The record is from RefSeq and is a predicted model, not a curated record.
AUGAAAAUGCAUUACCAGCGUACCAUGUUGCUGUGUGCUUUUAUUACGAACAUCCUGGCUAUGGCUGUCGGUGCGCACCCUUUGCGCACGGCAACGACCGUUGCUGUGUACUCUUCCACCACCUCUGGAGUCCUGGACCAAACUUGGGACCCGAAUGGGCUCGCAAACCUACAACUACAGCUGAGGCAGCUGGGCUUGUACGUCGCAGGCGUUGAUUCCUUUCCUGAGAUCAGCGGCACCCGCGCUGCGGCCUUCGUCAUCCCAGCAGCAAGUGGUGAUAAUCCUUACAAAGAUGUCGAAGAUGCGAGAACGCUGUCUACUUAUGUCAAGAGUGGUGGCCUGGUCAUCGUGCAUGGCUCCGCGCGACAUCAAAACGACGCGCAAGACCUUGUUGCGGCCAGCUUGGAUUACCAAGGCAGCUGGCAAUAUUGUGAGCUUGUUGCGGACAGCACUCGCUCUGCAAUCGGCAUAUCCUCGGUCAGUCCUUACGCGGAGCAAUUCCUGUCGGUGGCAUGGCCAUCGACCCUGGAGGAUGCGCCUUACCAGCAGGUUCACAGCUGGUGCAAGCACGAGGAUCCGGACGCGUUGUCGUACCCGCUGUACACCCUGGGUGGGGACUCCAUGAAGGUGGUGGCGCAGGCCUUCACCCGGGUGGGCUCCUCCGGUGCUGUGGUGUGGCUGGGUUACAGCUGGCAGGACGGGCCGCAGCAGGGCUGGGGCGAGAUGCUGGGCCGAGUCAUUGACGGCUUCCACCAAGGGCUCUACCAACGGCCAGUCGAUGCAAGUAUCAUGGACUCCUACCCGCUCCGGCUGGAUGCGGUCCUCGACGCCGCGGCCUCCAUGCUUGACGACACUGCAGAGGCCGUACGCCGCCUUCUGUACGGCGUCAUGCUGUCGUACAGCUUCGGCAGCGGAUACUACAGUGCCGGGGGCUACUAUGGCAUUGGUUAUUACGGUUUUGGCGGCGGUUAUUACGGUGGAUACGGUGGUUACUAUGGUGGGUACGGCGGGUACG